This is a messenger RNA of Nematostella vectensis (starlet sea anemone), 2283 nucleotides long. RefSeq names its product protein white. Gene Ontology annotation, molecular function: ATP binding; ATP hydrolysis activity; ABC-type transporter activity. The record is from RefSeq and is a predicted model, not a curated record. The transcript is spliced from 21 exons. Bases 184 to 2082 code for a protein of 632 amino acids. NCBI's taxonomy places the organism in Eukaryota, Metazoa, Cnidaria, Anthozoa, Actiniaria, Edwardsiidae. Gene Ontology annotation, cellular component: plasma membrane.
AGUAUCCUAAAAAUAAGUUAAACAUUGAUCGGGAUCCCUGUUUUGUAGAUGUCAUAUUUCAGAUAUUUCUAUCAUGGAUACCGGUCAACACUAUGCGGCUUGAAGAUGAAAUUCCACGACAAAACUUGUCAAUGACUUUUAGAAUGGACUAAAAUACAGCCUAGUGCAAACAGAAAUACGUCUAUGGAUACGCCAACAAGAAGCACUGUCAUUCAAAUCAAAGAGUACUCCCACGCUCAGAAAAGCGUCACCCUGGAAUGGCGGGACAUCAAUGUACUGGUUCCCGUCGAAAGCGGAAAGGUCUAUAGACAUCUGUGCUGUAAGACUAGAGUUGGUCAGCAACCAAGAUCAAAACAAAUUCUCUUUAAUGUUAGUGGCAAAGUCAACCCUGGUGAGCUUGUUGCAGUCAUGGGGGCAAGUGGAUCUGGCAAGACGACAUUGAUAAACGUCCUCGCGCAUCGUAACAUCGGCAGUAUGCACGUGAGUGGUGUGGUGAAGGCAAACAACAAGACUCUGGGUUUGGCCAUCAACAGCAUCUCCGCGUACAUCCAGCAGGAAGAUCUGUUUAUCGGCACCCUCACUGUCAGGGAGCACCUCAAGUUCCAGGCACUGCUACGAAUUGAUAAACAUAUCCCGGACAGGGAGAGAAUGGAAAAAGUUGAAGAAGUUAUCUCAGAGUUAGGGCUUGUGAAAUGUGCUGAUUCCUUGAUAGGAACCCCAGGGCACAAGCGCGGGAUAUCUGGUGGGGAACAGAAGCGACUCAGCUUUGCCUCGGAGAUUUUGACUGACCCAUCUAUUCUGUUCGCGGACGAGCCGACGUCCGGCUUGGAUUCAUUUAUGGCGCAGAGUGUGGUGGCCACGCUACAGAAACUCGCGGCUCAGGGAAGGACUAUCAUCUGUACCAUCCACCAGCCCUCUUCUGAAGUGUACAACAUGUUCUCAAGCUUGCUGUUAGUAGCAGAAGGUCGUACUGCAUAUUUCGGGCUCACACGUGAUGUUAUCCCACACUUCUCGAGCUUAGGGUACCCCUGCCCUCCAAACUACAAUCCCGCCGACUACUUCGUGCACACUCUUGCUGUUGUUCCUGAUGAUCGUCAAAACUGCCUGGAUAGAAUUAAGACUAUUUGUGAUGCAACUACUAAUCGAAACCCGGCAAACGUCCAUGAUUUAGAGGACUCGUUUAUGGAAGCUGAAUGGUCACACGAACCAUACAAGGCGUCGUGGUGGCGGCAAUUCAAGACUGUCAUGUGGCGAAGUUGGCUCAGCAACCGAAGAGAUGUGCUUAUGUUCAGAAUACGAAUUCUUCAGAGUAUUUUCAUGGGGCUGCUUGCGGGAUUGGUGUACUUACAGACAAACAUCGACGCGGACAGUAUUCAGAACAUCUCUGGGGCUUUGUUUUUCUUAAUCACGACGUUAGCCUUUUCUAGCCUUCAAGCUGUUUAUUUUGUAUUUCCUAUUGAGCUUCCAGUUUUCCUGCGCGAUCACAAAAACGGCAUGUACAGGACGGACGUGUAUUUCCUUUGCAAGACUUUGACCGAGUUGCCGAUUUUCAUCAUUUCCCCAUUCCUGAUAUCAGUGAUACCCUAUUGGAUGAUUGGUCUCCAAUCAGAGUUCACCCGGUUUCUCAUCUGCUUUGUCGUUUUGAUGCUUGUCACAAAUACCGCCGUCUCUAUAGGAUAUAUGAUCUCCACCAUGAUGAAAUCAACGGCGGCAGCCGGUGCUAUCGGUCCACCCAUUCUUGUACCUUUCCUACUCUUUGGUGGAUUCUUUUUAAAAUCAACGUCCAUACCAGUGUACUUUGUGUGGAUAGAGUAUACAUCGUUUUUCAAGUACAGCUUUGAAUUACUUAGUAUCAAUCAAUGGCAAGGUCACGAUUCGAUAGGAGCUUGUCAGAUGUACGCGGGAAAUAGGACGGCACCGGCCGCAGGGAUUUGUUUUCCAGAUGGAGAUUCUAUAUUAGCGUUUCUCGGCCUCGAUAAGGACAUGUAUGUCGUGGACUUUGUUGUUCUUAUCGCAUUGUCUGUUGGCUUCCGACUACUUGCGUUCAUUCUGCUGUUACGAAGAUCAAGCAUGAAGCAAUGAUCCACUAUGACUGAACGAUUCUUGGGUCAAUGCACUUGAUUCUUUUUCAUAAGAAAGUCUAAUUUUCAGUUAAAAUUGGGCCGGAGCAUUUCAAGGCUAAAAAUGUUCUAAAGGAUGUUUUUGAAUUCAAGUGUUGUAAAGAUAUAUACGAUAAUAAAUUUAAUAAUAUACAAUAAUAAAGUACGAGUAUUAGAAAGAAAA